Phanerochaete carnosa HHB-10118-sp is the source of this 744-nucleotide messenger RNA. RefSeq lists its product as uncharacterized. Gene Ontology annotation, biological process: positive regulation of gene expression. Bases 1 to 744 code for a protein of 247 amino acids. The transcript is spliced from 5 exons. Lineage: Eukaryota; Fungi; Basidiomycota; Agaricomycetes; Polyporales; Phanerochaetaceae. The record is from RefSeq and is a predicted model, not a curated record.
AUGCUGCUGCAUCUUCGCCGUGCUUCACAUAUCCCUUUGCAACCAAUUUACACCUACCUAUUUUCUCUCAAUGAAACGCUCUACACCUGCAAGAUCACGUUCAUAAAAGCCACCAGCGUCCCAGUCGCCGACUUCAACGACCUGUCCUGCGACCCGUACCUCCAGGCGACGCUCACCGCCGAGAAGGGUCUUGAACAGCCCGAUGGCAUCCCCCAGAUGCUCACCUACCGCACCCAGACGUGCCGGCGGAUGCUGGACCCAGAGUUCAAUGCGCACUGGGUCGUGUCCGGCAUCCCCCAAUCGGGCUUCCUGCUAUCGGUGCGGCUACGCGACGAGGAUCCAGGGAGCUACGACGACGACCUCGGCAAGGCCGUCUUGCGCAUGCCGAAUGCGGGCGAGGGCGUGCUCUCAGAGAGCUGGCGGUCGGGCGACAGGGAGUACAAGGGGGGACGCUGUGUACCUGGUACGCUUGUGGGACCCCGCAAAUACAUUCGAUACUUCUCCCCACUCAUAGACAAGUUCCUCAGCUCGUCCAAUUCUCCAGACAGUGGCGACCGCAACGCCGUCGUGAAGCCUACCGUGUUCGUUGCGAAUCGCCCGCAGCUCGCGGGACCCGUCCCCUCUUUGCUUCACCACCGCUACGCCGGCUUCACGCCCUUCGUGAAAGCGAUGUUCCGCAAGAGAGAUCACACGUUAUACAAGCAGCCUAUGGAGAUAUACAAGUGGGACAAGACCGUCGCGUGA